AUGACAAGCAGCAUCUUCAAGUCGAGGCAAGUCACUUUUCUCAUCGGGCCAAACAGGGUUGAGUUCAACGUGCACCAGUACGCCUUCACGCGCCUGUCCGCGCCCCUCCGCGCCAUGCUCGCCGAAGACGCGAAGGAGUCCGUGGAGGUCGGGGUGAUCUGGGACGACGUCGAGCCCUCGACGUUCACCAGCCUGCUGGAGUAUGCCUACACCGACAACUACUCGGUCCCCCGUCUCCCCAGGAAGAAGUCCGUCGCGACGGCUGCGGUGGUGCUGCCCAACCAGGCCGAUCAAGGAGACGCCAUCGACGAGGAGGACUGGUGGUCCGUCAGCUCAAUCAUGACCUGGAUGAUGGACAACGACGACCGGUUCGGCGAUUGCACGCGGUUCGGCAAGUGGUGCUACGGUCGCAAGUACUUCGAUACGGACUUCCCCGGCCCCCAGCCGUAUUGGCACGAUGAGCUCCAGCGGAGCGACUGCACCGGCCUCGCUACCAUUUUCAUGCUGCACGUUAAGCUCUACGCCCUCGCGGACCGGUACCGCUUUAUGUCCCUCCGGGCCCUGUGCCUGCAGAGACUGCGCGAGAGCCUGGUCAACGUCGUUCUGCGGACCGAGUUUUGCGAGACGCUGGUCGAGAUGCUCGCUUUUGCGUACGCGAACACGCCGCCGGGCGAUGACCUCCGCAUGAUGCUCCUCAGGUACUGCAUCUUUCAGAUGAACCACCUCAAACGCCACGGAUACUUGUACCAGCUGGUGCUGGAGAUGCCGCCGCAGUUUGCGGCGGAGCUGCUGCUCGAGGUUCCUCAGGGAUUGUGGGAGUCUGCGCUCUAG
Colletotrichum graminicola M1.001 is the source of this 831-nucleotide messenger RNA. RefSeq lists its product as uncharacterized. Lineage: Eukaryota; Fungi; Ascomycota; Sordariomycetes; Glomerellales; Glomerellaceae. The transcript has a single exon. Bases 1 to 831 code for a protein of 276 amino acids. The record is from RefSeq and is a predicted model, not a curated record. Gene Ontology annotation, molecular function: protein binding.